Molecule: messenger RNA, 13060 nt
Organism: Pelodiscus sinensis (Chinese soft-shelled turtle)
Lineage: Eukaryota; Metazoa; Chordata; Testudines; Trionychidae
Source: RefSeq, a predicted model, not a curated record
AGUUUCCCAAACACCAUGCUGAGUUUUUUUCUUUCAGAAGAGCACUACCUUACUGAAUUUUCAUCUCACUACUGGGAACACUUGUGUUCCCAUCAAAAUAAAUAUCUGAUUUUGAAAUACAAUGUGAAUUGGUUACAAAAUGUGGUAAGCAGCAAUGAUAGAGAUAAGGAGGAAGAGGAAAUUGCAAAAAUAGGUUUUGACCCACCACAUCAAAGUGAUACACGAACUAUUUACAUAGCAAAUCGUUUCCCCCAGCAUGGCCAUUAUGUUCCUCAGAAAUUUGCAGAUAACAGAAUCAUAUCAUCUAAGUAUACAGUGUGGAAUUUUAUUCCAAAAAACUUAUUUGAGCAAUUCAGAAGAAUAGCCAAUUUUUAUUUUCUUAUUAUAUUUUUGGUUCAGCUUAUGAUAGAUACACCUACCAGUCCUAUUACAAGUGGAUUGCCAUUAUUCUUUGUCAUAACCGUAACAGCCAUAAAGCAGGGGUAUGAAGACUGGUUACGACAUAAAGCAGACAAUGAAGUAAAUGGAGCUCCAGUUUAUGUUGUUCGAAGUGGUGGCCUUGUAAAAACUAGAUCAAAAAACAUUAGGGUGGGUGAUAUUGUUAGAGUAGCCAAAGAUGAGACUUUCCCUGCUGAUCUUGUACUUCUGUCCUCGGAUAGAGUGGAUGGUUCAUGUCAUGUUACUACUGCUAGUUUGGAUGGAGAAACUAAUCUUAAGACUCACAUUGCAGUUCCAGAAACAGCAGUAUUACAGUCCGUUGCCAACCUGGACACGCUCGUAGCUGUUGUAGAAUGUCAGCAGCCAGAAGCAGAUCUAUACAGAUUUGUUGGAAGAAUAACUAUAAGUCAACAAAUUGAGGAAAUCGUACAACCUCUUGGGCCUGAAAGUCUCUUACUUCGAGGAGCAAGAUUAAAAAACACAAAAGAAAUUUUUGGUGUUGCUGUGUAUACAGGUAUGGAGACAAAGAUGGCAUUAAAUUACAAGAGUAAAUCUCAGAAACGAUCAGCAGUAGAAAAGUCUAUGAAUUCAUUUUUGAUUAUCUAUUUAAUGAUCCUCCUUUUUGAAGCAGUCCUCAGUACAAUCUUAAAAUAUGCAUGGCAAGCUGAAGAAAAAUGGGAUGAACCUUGGUAUAAUCAGAAAACCGAACAUGAAAGAAACAGCAGUAAGAUUCUGAGAUUUAUUUCAGAUUUUCUUGCUUUUCUGGUACUCUACAAUUUUAUCAUACCUAUUUCACUUUAUGUGACUGUUGAGAUGCAGAAAUUUCUUGGAUCUUUUUUCAUUGGCUGGGAUCUUGACCUCUAUCAUGAAGAAACAAACCAGAGAGCACAAGUAAAUACUUCAGAUCUCAAUGAGGAGUUGGGACAGGUGGAGUAUGUAUUUACAGAUAAAACUGGUACAUUAACUGAAAAUGAAAUGCAGUUUCGGGAAUGCUCCAUUAAUGGCAUCAAAUACCAAGAAAUCAAUGGCAAGCUAAUUCCAGAGGGUUUGUCUGAGGAUUUCCCAGAUGGAUUUAGACAGAGUCUUAUGAAAGAAGAAGAGCUCUUCUUGAAAGCAGUCUGUCUCUGUCACACAGUACAGAUCAGUGCAGAUCAAACUGAUGGUAUUGGUGACGGGCACUGGCAUACUAAUGGAAUAGUGUCUAAGCUGGAGUAUUACGCUUCCUCACCAGAUGAAAAGGCAUUAGUUGAAGCUGCUAGCAGAGUUGGUGUUGUAUUUACUGGAACUACUGGGGAAGGUAUGGAAGUGAAAAGUCUUGGAAAGCCAGAAAGGUAUAAAUUACUUCAUAUUUUGGAAUUUGAUCCAAAUCGUAGACGAAUGAGUGUCAUUGUAGAGAGUCCUUCAGGAGAAAAGCUCUUAUUCACAAAAGGAGCAGAAUCAUCCAUUCUUCCUCACAGUAGAGGUGGUGAAAUAGACAAAACAAGGAUUCACGUAGAUGAAUUUGCAUUGAAAGGAUUAAGAACUUUAUGUGUAGCCUAUAGAAGAUUCACAGCUGAAGAGUAUCAGGAAAUAGACAGACGGCUUCAUGAGGCUAGAACUGCCUUACAGCAGCGAGAAGAACGACUUGCAGAUGUAUUUAACUUCAUAGAAAAGGAUCUGGAAUUACUUGGGGCCACAGGAGUAGAGGACAGACUUCAAGAUAAAGUCCAAGAAACAAUAGAGGCACUCAGGUUGGCUGGUAUCAAAGUAUGGGUGCUUACUGGAGAUAAGCAUGAAACAGCUGUUAGCGUGAGUUUAUCAUGUGGACACUUCCAUAGAACCAUGAACAUCCUCGAACUUGUACAACACAAGUCAGACAGUACGUGUGCAGAGCAGCUGAGGCAGCUAGCCAGGAGAAUAAAGGAUGAUCAUGUAAUUCAGCAUGGGCUGGUUGUGGAUGGGACCAGCCUCUCUCUUGCACUCAGGGAACAUGAAAAACUGUUCAUGGACGUUUGUAAAAAAUGUUCUGCAGUGCUGUGUUGCCGCAUGGCACCACUGCAAAAAGCAAAGGUAGUACGGCUGUUAAAAACAUCUCCAGAGAAACCUAUUACGUUAGCCAUUGGUGAUGGGGCUAAUGAUGUAAGCAUGAUACAAGAAGCACACGUUGGCAUAGGAAUCAUGGGGAAAGAAGGAAGGCAAGCUGUAAGAAACAGUGACUAUGCAAUAGCAAGGUUUAAAUUCCUUUCCAAGUUGCUUUUUGUCCAUGGCCACUUUUACUAUAUUAGGAUAGCAACCCUUGUACAGUACUUUUUUUAUAAGAAUGUUUGCUUUAUUACACCACAAUUUUUAUAUCAGUUCUUCUGUUUGUUUUCACAACAAACUCUCUAUGACAGUGUAUACCUGACUUUAUACAACAUUUGUUUCACUUCUUUGCCAGUUCUCAUGUACAGUCUUUUUGAACAACAUGUUCAUCCUCAUGUGUUACAGAGCAAACCAACACUCUAUAGAGACAUUAGUAAAAAUGCUCUCUUGGGCUUUAAACCAUUUCUUUACUGGACCAUUUUGGGAUUCUUUCAUGCAGUUGUGUUUUUUUAUGGCUCAUAUCUUCUGAUGGGAGAAGACACUUCUCUUCUGGGAAAUGGUCAGAUGUUUGGAAACUGGACUUUCGGUACUUUGGUCUUCACUGUUAUGGUGAUAACUGUUACAGUGAAGAUGGCUUUAGAGACUCAUUUCUGGACUUGGAUAAAUCAUUUUGUUACCUGGGGCUCCAUUGUAUUUUAUUUCAUAUUUUCCUUGUUUUAUGGGGGAAUUAUCUGGCCAUUUUUGCACACUCAGGACAUGUACUUUGUAUUUGUUCAGUUGCUGUCAAGUGGUUCAGCUUGGUUUGCCAUAAUCAUCAUAGUUGUCACUUGUUUGUUUCUUGAUGUUGUGAAGAAAGUGCUGUGCAGACAUCUACAACCAACGAGUACGGAAAAAGCUCAGAUGGAAGAGGAUAAGGGUUCAGUCAGCUCAGCAUAUGACUUUGCUGAAAGCAGGCACAGAGGGGAGGACAAUAGGCAACUGCUAGCUGAACCAUCUAGCCAGCAGGACUGUUCUUGCAUUCACUAGCUUACUGAGGCAGGUUCAGGUAUCAACUGCUUGGACUCCAUGUGCUGCUUCUCAGAUGGGGAAACAGCAUGCACAUCUGUUAGAAGAAUGUUGGAACGACUAAUGGGAAGAUGUAGUCCAACCCGGGUCAACAGGUGUGGAAUUUCUCUCAAUAGCCUUUGCUGCAGACGAUUCUCCUAUAAACUGGAACCUGAUGAGCCUGCAGCUAUAGAUGUCUAGCAAGCCAGUUGAAGGUUUUGCUUAAGUAAACAGGAAAAUGCUGUUCUUUAUAGUACUUUUUGAUCCUAAAAAGUACGUUUCUUGCUUACUGGGAGUGCUUUUGUUAGAAAAAGGAAGAAAACGGUUUUUCAGGAAACAGAACUCUCUUCAAACUUUGUUUGGUCUUUCUAGUAUGAGAUCCUGUGUUGUAUAUAUGCUAUAUUCUUUUGGUUUAUACAUCCCUCUCUUUAGAAAAACAAACCUCACUGUGCUGUUUGUUUUCAUGAUCCAGCCUUUGCCUUCACAAAUCAAGCAUAAUUUGUAAAGUCAAAAGGCUUUUCCUUUGAUACCUAAUGUAUGUCUUCCGAAUAGUCAUGAAUGAGCUUGUUACUUCUAAAGAUAUACAAAAGGAUCAUAUUCCCCCCCAGACUAUAAUUUCAUCAUUAAAAUGGAAGUCCUAGACUUUUCAUCUAUUGGUGGUUACUAAAAUUAAAUAUUUUUCUAAUAUAACUUUUUAUACUCUAUUUCUAGAAACCAGUUAAUUUACUAAACAAAGUCUUCAAGUUGACUUAGUUUUAAAGGGUUUUCUGUUUGUAUGACAGCAAAAUCACGAGUGCCAUUCAUAAAUGUGUGCUAAAUAUUUUCUUGAAUUACAUAUACUAAAAUUCAUAUUGGUGUAAGAAGAACAUAAGAAUAAUCAGAAAUAUAUUUGUAACAAGAGAUGCUGACUUAGCUUACAACAAAUAUAGCUGAGAGAUAUUUAGAAAGUGAUUGAGGUCUACUGAAGUAAACACUUCCACAUCUCCCCAUUUCAGAAAUCUCAGACAUAACAAAUAUUGAAGUAUUUGGGGGUAAAAAUAAAAAAAACCUUUUGUACAUCCUAUUCUGUCCUUUACUGAAUGAUAUCAUAGCCCUCCAUUAUUCAAAAGCCAAACCUGGAAAAAAUUGCACUUCUCACAUUUACAUAAAGUUUACUUUAAUAUGUGAACAACUGUCUUGUUUUAAGUCCAAGGAUAUGAUAUCAUUCAUACAAAAUAAAAUCUUGUAUGGGUAAUUUAUACUGACAUGCCUUGUCAGUUUUGAUUUUACCUUUAAGUGUUGACUUCGUAUGUGGUACGUUUCAGUUUUAAAAUUCUUGUGUUAACACAGUGUCUGUGAUUCAGUAAUCUUCUUUAUUCUGUCUUGCUUAUGAAAUUUUGUUAAUUAUUUCCAUAAAUCUAGGGUAUAAUUAUGCAAAAAUAUCCUAUUCUGUAUAAAAAGAAACUGUUUAUGAUAAAGUACAUUUUUAAAUCAAAACUCUUGCUGUAUAGAAAGCAAGCAUGAUGUAUAAAAUAAACAGUUGAAUAGAAUUUUUAAACUACAAAAUGAGCAUUUAAUUGAUCUAAAACCAACAUUUCUGUAGUGGUUGCUUUAGAUAUAUUUUCACUUUUUGCUAUCUUCUGUAACAAAUGAAAACUAUGUGGUGCAAAUUAGCAACUUUUAUUUUCUACACUGCUUUCUUCUUUUUACUGUCCCCUAAUAAGUGAUACUGCUUUUAGCCAAGAAAUUGGUUAUUGUGCAUGGUCUCAUAAAGGUAGCUAUAGUUAUGUCCUUUAUUCUGCUAGGCAUCUGGAUUUUUUUACAGUUUUUUUUUCCCCCUCCUUCAGUAGGAUCUUUUCAUGAUUAAAAAAUAAACUAUCACAUUUGACAGAAUAUAAAACACUUUUUCAGUAUUGUACUAUUUCUCAGGUUACUUGUCUGUUACCUCUUAUCUUUUUUUCUUAACGAGUGUACCAUCUAAAUCAGGGGUGGGGAACCUUUUUUGGGUUGAGGGCUGCUGACCAACAGAAAAAAAAUAAAUUGCGGGCCACACAAAAACAAAAAAAAACCAAAACAAGCAAACAAAAAAACCAAAUCCUCACUGACAUGGCCCCUGAUUGAGGAGGAGACAGAUACUCCCCACAUUGCACUCUCACACCAGAGCCUAGUGGGGCCUAGGCUAGUAGGUUUUGUGUGCUCCAGCUCCACAGGCUCUCCAAUGUUGGGAAGGGAGCCCUGAGCCUCACAUCCAACCCCCAAGCCUUAGCUUUCCCACCCCUGAUCUAAAUGAAUAAUUUUAAAACCUAAAAAAGUUGUUUAAAGUAUUAGAAUUAACAUUGCUUCAACAAAUUAAUAUGAAAAACUAUCUAGGUGCUAGUCAAAGGGCUUUAGAAGUUCCAUUGUUGCUGUUGCAGUUCCAAUUUUUAUAUUGAAAUGGCUCUUCACAACCCUUUCAGUUUCGCUUCAUGAAACUAAAUAAAUCAAGCAGAUUCUUUUUUAGUUAUUACACUUUUGCUUUUUCAGUGACUCCAGCUCCUUCCCUUCAGCAUUUCUAUUUAAAAUCCAGUCUAAAAGUGGUAGGAGGAUAUAUUUACAUUUGUCCCCUCACUUCCCUUGCAAUAUGUGAAAGUCACUGAAUAUUUUUGUUGAACAUACUAAUUAUGUAAGUCACAUAAAACAGUUACCAGCUGUGAAAUACUAAAGGUACAAUUAAGUACUUUUAAUCCCAAAAUAUUUUACUUCUCAGUGUUAGCCUAGAUAAGGCUUGGGAACAUAUGCAAUUUAGGUUUUACUAAAUAGCUAUGCUCUUUUAGAAGAUGCAUGCAAUCUCAUAUGUAACAGACUAUUGUGUAAUGGUACUGGUAGCGUUAAACAACUGUCCUAUUCCAUCUGAGAGGUAGCUGCAUAUCGUAGAUGAAUGAAGUGAUACCUGUAUAAAUGUAGUUUGUAAAAGUGCUUUGUAAUCCUUCGUAAUGAAAAGCGCUUUCCAAUUCUGUGUGUUAUAGUUAGCUUGUAUUUAUACACAAUCUGUGCACCUAAUAUUCUGUCAAAUAUGGUAAUGGGAUAUAAAAUUAACUAUCAUAUCAAAUUUUGGAUGGGAGCCAUUUCUUUUGAUCUCAAAGUGUACAAAUGCUUGGAGUAAAGGGCAACUGACUUAUAGUACUGCAGUUUUACUGUUUUUAAUAUAUAAUCAGAAUAAAUUUUUCAAUGUUUAGUUCGUUUAAAAUUGAUAUAUUGCAUGUUUCUUGCAAAUUGGUAAAAUGCAUUUGUCUGUCUCUGUCUUCCAUUACACUGUCUGUCUGCUUAUCAGCCAAUAGAAUAUUAAAAAUUCUGGAUCAUACAUUAGUUCUUAUUGUAGAACCUAUUACUGAAUGAUCUGGACCAGUCAUUAGCCAGUACGCUUGUCAAGGUACAUGUGUCUAGUAUUUCUGGAGAAACAGCAGAUUUCUGACAGAGGUGGGUUUUGGAGCAUAAAUUGUUUCUGCUUCUAGUUUAACAUGUUGACUUUAGCAAUCCUGCCAAAGCAGUGGUGUGUGUGUACAGGAUUUAUUUAUCUAGGGAAAUAACUUACUCUUGGGUGGGGGGAAAGCCAUUGUUAGAUUAUAUCGACUCAAAAGCAAAGAUAGUUUGGCUAUUUUUUUCCUUGACAUACAUUUUUGUUUAAAGCUAGCACAGCCAAUAGUAAAAUAUAUUUUAAUAGCUAUAGUUAAACUAUUGGGUGGAACUGUGAGUUAAGUAGCUCAUAGGAUCAGUAAUAAAACACAUAAGUAUUAGCAUACUGUAAUUAGCUAUUUGUGUAUUGAGAUUAUUAUUAAAAUGACCUUACUAUGCCAAGUAUAAACUGUAGUAUUCAUGAUGCCUGAAUUUACAUAUAUAAUAUUGUAGUUGCCUCAAGGCAUAAAUAUUCAAAUCUUAGUUACAUCAAGAAGCCUAUAUAAUUUAAAUUUGUAACAGAUUAAAUAUCUUUUUAGUCAUGUUAAGUUAGGGCCUUGUCAACUUUGUGGUUUAUUUUGGUCAAUGUUAUGGUCAUAAAACUUUAAAAAUAAUAAAUUCCAUUAUUUCAGGUAUUUAAAUCUGAAACUUCAUGAUGUAAUUGUAAAGGUCCUAGCCCAAAAAGGAGCUAUGGGUGACAGUAGUGCUACUCCUACUUCUGUGCUGCUGCUGCUGGCAGUGGUACUGCCUUCAGAGUUGAGCAGCUCCCACUUGGCCAGAAGUCCAAAUCUGAAGGCUGAUCCACCAUCAGCAGCAACACAGAGCUAGGCAUGGCAUGCUGUGGUAACGCAAGGUAGUGCCUUCAGAGCUGGGCACUCAGCCAGUCGCUGCUGGUCAUGCAGAAGUAAGUGUGGCAAUGCUAUGACUCUUCCUCCCCUCCCCCCCCCAAAAAAAAUAACUGACACUUCUGCCCCACAACUCCCUGUUGGUUCCGAAUCCCCAAUUUGAGAAACACUGGUCUCAUGAAAUCUGUUUAGUAUAGGGUAGUAGCACACACAAGACCAGAUUUCACAGGAAGGAGACCAGCUUUCACAAUGCGUGGCAUAUUUUUCAUGGCUGUGAAUUUGUUAGGGCCCUAGUUAUAGUGAAUUUUAAAAAUAAAUAUUGUCUGUUCAUAAAAUUGUUGUUGCAGCAUAUUGUUGAGGGUUUGAAUGAAAUAUAGGUGUCAGGGUGGAAUUAACAGGCUACCAUUUUAAAGCGGUACAGUAAUUUGCUUUAUGCUUAGAUCUUUUUUCCUCUCUCCUAAAAUUAUAGGUUCCUAGUCAGCCAAAUUUUUCUUUUAUUGUUACUUUAGAUCAUGGAGCUCAUCGGAUCCCUUCCAUACCAACGACAGAAGCAUCUUGACUCUCUCCACAUUGGACUCACCCACUUGUUAACAAGGACAUUUGUUAAUGCCUUGUGGAAGCCAUAUAGUGCUUUCAUAUUGAUAAUAGGUUAUAAACGAGUGCAGUGCUGUAUUCUCUGUCCUAGCAAAUGUGCUAGCACAACAAAAACAUCUAAAUACAAGCCUUGUGGUCUAUCUUCUAGCAUAGCAAAAUGUACAUGUGAAGAAUAAUCCCUUUUCCAUGACAUUUUUUAAUCUUAGACCAAAUUGCUAAAUAUUUGAACACUUUUUCUCUGCCCAUUUCCUCUGUGUUGCCUACUAACAGGUUGGAAUCCUGAGUGUGACAUUUUAUUUGCUAUCUCCAGGUGAGGCAAUGACCAAAUUUUUCUGUUCCAAAGUAAGUGAUACCUGCUUAUUUUGUAAAUUAAGUUGGUACUUUUCUUGGAAAAAAAAUUAUUCUAAAUUGUACCUUAUUGUUAUGCUGACCUCUUAGUUUACAAAUAAAACUCUUGUUUCUUCCAUUGGCAAAUCACUUUAAAACAUUUUUGGGUGGUGGAUUAGCAGUUAGAUUGAAAUAUCAUCUACAUGUAUCUACUGGUUUACAAAUGGCAAUAUACUAGUAAAAUACAACUUAGCCUUUUCAAAGUGGUGUCAGAGUAACAUUGUGCACCUCUCCGUAUAAUAAGCAUCUCCUGUUUUUAACAGGUAAUAUUUAAGUGCCAGACAUUUUCCCCCAAAACCAUUAAAUCCUACAUGUCUUACUGGCUAUUAUUGAUCCUUAUGUGGAAGAAUAGGGAGAUUGUGCAGUUGCCUCACUAGCGUAGUGUUGAAAAAUUUUAACAUUGUUGGGAGGUUGUAUGUUUUAUAUUUUUAAUGUAUUUAUAUUUCUCCAUACUGUACCUUGAAGAUUUAAUUAAGCAUUAUCUUCAUAUAUCUGAAGAAUCUGACAGCAACGGCUUGAUAUACAAGUAUCUCAAUAAAGAGAAAUUGCACAGCUGCUACUUUAGACAGAAAUAUAAAUUUGCAGAUACAUUUUCUGCUAUAAAUGUGUCUAGUUCUUGGGGCUGGGUAGGAAUAUUUGCAAAUUCAUGUGUAUAUCAGACACCAAUGAGCUGGAAGAUUGGCUCUACUGGUAAUAGAGAGAUGCAAAGAAAGAUGUGGGGGAUCCAUCAGUAAGGAUACUUCUCAAUAGGAUGCUGCUAGUCAGCCUUUCAGACCCAAUUCCUGCAUGGGUGGAAAGUGCUGCACUCACAGGACACUGAUUGAUUGAAGAAGCUAUGUUUUAAAUCAGCCUCUGGCUAGUAAGUCCCAUAAACAACAUUUGUGCCCCCUAAAGAGGAGGAGGAGGAGAUGGUGGUAGUGGUAGUGGAAAGCUACACUGGCAAAGCUCAGACUUGUAAUUAUCUACCAGUGGUGGCAAUGGUAAAUGCUGUAGUGUAGGCAGUGGGCACAAAUUUUCUUACCAAUGUCUUCUCAUCUAACAAAAUGGUUUAAAGGCCUGCACCGCCUACACUAUAGCUUUCAUUAUUGCUAUCACAUGUUGUGCUUCACUAGCAGUGAAUUGCAUGACAUUUUUUCACAGUGUAAACAAAGCUUUAGAAGUCUUCUACACUAUGGCGCAUGGGCUGCUGCAAGAAUGAUUGGUCUCCAUUAUUUUACUCCUGCCAAGCUUUCUUGGAUUCUGUGAACUGAAGAAGAAACAACAUUAGGAUGUCUCCACUGCUGUUCCCCGAUGCUUAGGUCAUCCCCAUUUCUGACAACUCCAGUGCCUACCACCUUUGCUGAUGUUCAUGGCUGUCCAAGCAAUACAUUACUUUAGUUCACCUCUUGAAUCUUCAUUUUUGCAACAAUAAGGACUAGAAACUUACCUUUUAAAAAUGAAAGUUUGUCUUCAGCCGCUGUUGAAUUUAUCACUUUCAAUUGUACAAAAAGUCUCAGUUAAAUACUAAUGCAGAUUUUCUUUGUGGUUUCUGACCCCCUGUUCUACCUCCAAAGCCAAAGUUAUCUGUGAAAUAAUCUUAGGCCACAUUUUCUAAACAAAUUCUCAUCAGCUAUCUGCUGUUCGUAACUUCACUUCUUGAACAUAGCUGUGUCUGUCAAUGUCGUUCAUUCCUUAGCCAUCCUCCCAAUGGUUUUCAGUGUUGCAAUGUUUUGAAACUUAAAUUAUGGUAAAUGGUUUAUUUUUUAAAAAAAGGGAAAAUGCUUCAAAAAUAACCCUGCUCCAAGCAUUUAUAACAAUUCCAUUUCCCACAUGUAUAAUAUUUUGACUUUCGUGGUAUGGAACAAAAAAUUGUAUAUACAUUUGUGCCAACCACCAUUUUUGUAUUGAAAGAGUAAUUUUACCUCCAUUAUGUUCUUUUUUUAAAACCUUCCACGUCUUCCUGCUUCCCUCCCUUACCAGUGUAUCUAAGGUUACUGAAGAAAUAUAUAUUUAAACAAAUCAGGAAGAGUUUAGGAAUUUAUUGGUAUACCCUGGUACAUUUCUCUAUUUGGAGAAAAACUUUCAGUAAUGUUUAUUUCUCAUUAAUAGGAAUGUAAAGUUGAUUUACACAGAUUACAGAAUUUUUAUCUAAUGAAUGCUUAGGAUGGAAAAGAACAAUAUUUUGAAAUGUACCGCACAUAAUGUAGAAUUGAUUUUACUCAAGGUUGUUUUUUGUAUAUAUCUUCAACUAUUGCAGUAUAUGUAUGCCGGUUCUGGAUUUGAAACUUUACCCAAAGCAAAGGAAACCAAGUACAUCAUCUUCAGUUAUCCAACAGUAACUGUUGGCCUUUCUGCUAUGAGAACAUGAAGGAAAAGAAUGUACAUUAUAGAGGAGUGUUAUAGAAUUACCUUUACUCUUGAAAUUCACAAAAUUAAGUGACAUGCAAAGGAUUCCUUAUGGAUUUUCCUUUUGUUGCAAUAAGGCUGUUCUGUACAUUCUGAGUUCAUUAUAACACUCACAAUCUUAUUUUAUUGUGCAGUACAUUUUGCUAACAUGGAUGAAAGAGCAUUUUGUCCAUAGCCACUUUUGGAUCUAGACAUAAUUCUCAGGGGAUAUUAAUGCCUGCUGUGGGGAACAGUUUUCAAGAACAUAAAUUGUUUCACAUAACCGAGUGUCAAAAGGAUACCAGAUGGGCACUGGGAAUUGGAAUCACAUUAAAGUAUGUUUAUAUUAACUUCAAGCUAAAAUAUAAAUUACUCAAAAUAUUCCAUUUAAAUAUAAUAGAGGGAGACCACAAAAGUAAAGAAGGAAUGUUGAAAAUUUUAUAAUUUCAAAAUUAUCUCUUGUUUGCUGGUGAAAACAGUUAUUUAAAACAGAUCACACACUUUACAAUACAUACUACCCAACUGUCCCUCUUUACUAGAAAUAAUUAGUUAAUAGUUUCAAAUCCUUAUGUUUACAGUAAGAUAAAACUGUUGUGUGUGAAAAGUCUCAUUUCUAGUUCUAGAAAUCUCACAUCAUAAGGCUGUUGAUUAACAAGGAUAGUCUAUAGUAUUUUUCAUUGACAAACUCUUAAAAUUGGUCUUUAUAUACUCCAGUUAUAUUUGUGAAGGGCAGUAUUCAGAAGUACUUAUCAUGUAUGCUACCAAUAUCAUUAGUUCAAGACAAUAAUCUAUCUGGCUAUAUUGAUUUCUCAUUUUACAAUAUACAAUAGUAAUGUAGCUAUUUAACAGAAGUUAACCCAUAGUAACUGUAAUUGUUACUGCAUUAUCAUAUGAUCAUGAUGGUGUCUAAUAGAUUUACAUUGAGAGCUGGGUGAACCAUGCAAAAAUUUGAUAAUGUUAGCCCUUUUUAUGUUCACAAGUUAUGGGCAGACUCUUUUUUACAGAUUAGUGUGAUUUGCAAAAAUUUCAAGUUAUGCUGGUUUUCAAAUUCCUUGCUUCUACUAUUUUUCCUAAGUGCACAAUUUAUCCCCUCAGUCUCGUAUCUGAUUUCUUCUCCCUGUUUUGAAUUAUUUAACUAUAUGACCAGUGGAAGAGAAAUUGGAUAUUUAGUAUACUUAUGUGAAAACUUCUGCCAUGGAUCACAUUGUAAACACAUUCUCAAAAGUACAUGCAAAUUGCAAAUUUCAUUUUCCACAGGAACACUCCUAUAGCUAAAUAUCAUUCAGAUUGCAAAAUCAGUCAAAUACACCUAUGGUUCUCACUAGAAUGUUGAGUUUCUUAAAACAAUCACUUAGCUCUAGCUAUUACCCUAGUAUAAUGCAAGUAGUUUUGCAGUAAAUUAAACAAUUGCCAUUACCGUAGAUUUCACUCUGUGUUUCCAGUAUGUAUAAAUGCAUGGAACUUGAAUAAAGUCUGACAGACAUGGAGCAAAAAGGCAUCUGAUUAUAUAAGAGCACCCUAAAAAUAUUGCUGAUUACAACACAGUGUGCAAUGUUUAAAAGACUUAUUUAAAUGUGUCCAAACAUGAUCUAAUGUAAUAGCAAUUAUCAUUCUGUAUAGUCAACAUUUUUAGAGGAAAAUUGUUUAAUAUGUCAAAGGAUCCUGGUUGAUUGUAUUUUUCUUAUCUUGGCAGUGAAAUUAAUCAUAAUACAUUGUAUCUAUAUAUUUAAGAAAUGGGCAGAUUAUUUUUAAAAACAAGACUGUUUCAGGUAUAAACAAAUGUUAUUUCUAUACUUCAGAGUAUAUUUUUUAAAAAAUUGCUUAACUAUGGUCCCAUUAAAUGUUUCAAUUCUAAUGUGCAUGUAGAAACAGUGAAUCACAACAAUCUCUUCUCUCCCUUCCCCCCCCCCCCCCCC